Penaeus vannamei (Pacific white shrimp) is the source of this 4559-nucleotide messenger RNA. RefSeq lists its product as uncharacterized. Lineage: Eukaryota; Metazoa; Arthropoda; Malacostraca; Decapoda; Penaeidae. The record is from RefSeq and is a predicted model, not a curated record.
UUAAAUUAUACGUCAACAUCAUGUAGUUGAUGGCUUUGUUGUCUAUGCAUUGUUAUGUCUGAAAAGAUAGUGUAUGUGUGUAAGAGGGCACCGAAUAAUAGAGCAUAUGAAACCAAAGUUAUCUGUAACUGCUUAACAAAUUUGUAUUUUAAAAAAUCAGUGCAACAUCUACUUUUGCUAUAUCACGAACUACCAUGCUUAGGCCAAGUGCAGUUCCUCUCCCUGCAACUUACACAAGCAGAUACUCAUUCUGUCAGAUCGCAAGGACUUAGAAAUGGCCAGGAGAGUCGACGUACUUGGACAAACAGUUACAGUCAGUCUUCCACGCUACCGAUUGUUACGAUGAACAAAAGGAAUAUCAAGCUGGAAAAUGAAGGCAAGAGGCCUAGGAAACAUCGUGCUGUCUCUUUCUAAAGCAUGGCCAUACCUGCUCAGUCUUUCUCAGCCGAAAAUCCCAAGCUGACACAGCUGCAGAGAUGCAGUUGUGUCCCGAGAUCUCCAGCCAGCUGGGACCUGAAGAAGGACUCGUCGUCGGGAGGAGAGUGGCGAAGCGGAUUCGGCUCCCGCAGAGUCUCGGCUCUUUAGACGUCAGCGAACUGCCAGACACGGACCGCUCUCCUGGACUGCGGCUCGAGAAGAAGUGAACCUCAUUUUGCCUCAGGCAACUUCGCGGUGUGGAUAAUAUCCGAUUAAUGAUCCUAGUGCUAAUCUGAAAGAUCUACCUGAACUCUGAAGUGUACUACAAUGAUAAUAUAAAACUGAGUUAUACUACAUUAAAGUUCAGAAACCAAAAUUUUCCUGAAGGUGCACAGAGGCAAGGACGCAGUCCAAGGACCCCAUUGAGAUGACAACUAGAGCCAGAACAACAACGCUCACGAGACACACUGUGAAUGGCUUCCGUUACCAGGUGGCUGUGAUCGCCAAGGGCCGUGCAGUGCUGGUGCAGGCGGUGGAGUGGCUGUACCAAGGUGGCCCGUGUGUAAAGAGCUACUUUCUGAGCCUAGGCCACUCCAAGGCAGACUACAAACGCAAGUUCAACAGCGAACAACGGCACCUGUUGGAGAGGGGUGUCCCAUUCAAGGAGUAUGACAUCUCGCUCCUCUACAUUGUCCUCCAACUCAUGUGCGGACUGGCUGGCCCGAGCGACCCUGCCUGGGCUUCCCCUCCCACAGGCCAGCCUCUAGAACAUCUGCUGCACAAGGUGAAAAUGAAGCGGAACGAUAUUGCACACUCAAAUGACGUUCGGCAGAUGUCAGACCAAGAGCUUAUUAAGGAGUUGAGAAAGCUUAGGUGCUUGUUCUCUGGGAUUCUUAGAUUGGCCGGGAACAGGUGUGGAAUACGCCCUCAUGUUUUCCGUGACCAGGUUUGGGAGAUCAAGCAAAACUUUCAGGACCUCUUAGAAAAGGUCAGAGAACCUCUUCAGGCUUCAGACCUGGACAAGUUCCCACAACUUCAACAAGAAAUUCAAGUAUUUCAAAAAGCACUUCAGAACAAGAUAAAGGAGGCGAGCGAGCGGGAGCUGUGCGGUCUCUACCCGCAACUGUGGGAUGUGACUCUUGCGCAGUGGCUGUAUCCAGACCUUAAAAUCCGACCGAGUGUAAACUUUACGAACCUGGUAAUCAAAGAGGACACUUCAACUCUGUCACCAUCUCAGGAACAGCAGCACCAGCCCCGGGACAUAUCUCACAAGGAUCUGUUGCAAAUCACAGAUGUAUAUGAUCGCCUGCCUGAAGUGAUCAUAAUAGCAGGCGAAGGAGGAAUAGGGAAAACCACACUUCUGAAGCACAUGCUGGAGAUGUGGGUGAGAGAUCCGUCGCAAAUCAAGGGACUCCAAAACGUUUCUCCCCUGCUGUACCUGCAGCUAAGAGGGUCCACCCUCACCAGCUGGAAGGGCAUGCUUGAGAGUGCCCUUUGCGGUACAUUUCAGGAGUCUGGACUUACUAUUGACAUUUUUGCAGAUCUGUUUCAGGCCAUGCAUGUUGUUGUCCUUCUGGAUGGUUAUGAUGAAGUGAGUCAACAGGCCAAGGAGCUCAUAACUGAUCUCAUAAGCUACCGAAGAAACAUGCGUAUUGUGAUAACUACUAGACCGAGCUGUCAGAAAGAGCUGACUCAAAUAAUGAAGAAUAAGAAGCAAGUAAUGAACAUCGAAAUCAAAGGCAUUGAUAGGAAAGAUCGCCAUUUCUUUAUUGAAAAUACACUUGCUGCUCUUGUACAGGAUCCAGUGCGAAGGGAUGAACUGAAAGGGAAAAUCAUUCGAAAUCUCGAGAACUUGAAAACGGGAAAGGGAGACUUGGAUGUUCCUCUAACACUGACACUGUUGAUCAUACGCGACGUUGAGGCGCCAGAUGAGAGCUCACCUGACGUUUAUCAGGACUUGACAUCCCUCAUGAUGAAGAAAGUCAAGGAGAGAUUGGCAGCAAAGGGCAUUGGUGUUACUCUUGAGAAAGUUCGAGAGUAUCAUGAGUUCCAGAGAGGAGUUGCUCUACGAUGUCUGAAGAAACGGGAACAUGAUUUGCUGUCAGAAACAGUGGAGGAUUUGAAAGCAAAGUGUAAUGAGCUAAAUCUGCCAUACAAGGAAAUUUUAUCUGGAUUUCUUAUAUCAAAGAAAUUUAGACAAGGUCUGUUUAUCGUCCAUGUUUGGUCCUUCCCGCACAACCGGUUUCAAGAACACUGGGCAUCAAGUCAUAUUGCCACACAGUUAUCAAAGAUGUCCCGCUCACUGCCAGACAUGUCUGGCUUGUUGGAUUUUGCUUUCCUAACUGACGUCGAGAAGAAGAAAAAGCUUGGCAUGCCGGGACUGCCAACCGAGGAAGAAGUAGUUACCUUUAUGUUCACCAAAAAUCCUAUUUUACAAGUUUAUGUGGACAACAUUGAAGAGGCAAAAGAACUAGUCUGGGGAAAUAUAGGAGGAGACAUAUCAGCAUUACUGAUGGAAAUCGUUUUUAACAUUGCACGCAUUUUCUCAUCGUCACGGGAGAACCUUCUGGACAAGUUUGCCUCUGCUAUUAUCAGCUUCAUUUUAUACAGCGAUCACUCUCAUCUGAUCAGUAAGAACAGCUGCCACAGGAUCUGUGAGACAGUGAUGGCUUCGGGACAUCACGCCAGCAUCUUAGAAGCAGCUGCCAAAGUGCUGAGGACCAGUGGCACUCUGAUGACUCGGGGGGAGUAUCUGCCUGGCUUCGUGGCUUUGUUUGAUUAUGUCAGGCCUUCCUGUGUGGAAGUCUUCAUGAGUAAAGACACAGAAGAGUUUCCACCAAGCUGGCAAGUCUCUGGUCUGGAGGCAUUGUCCAAACAGAACAUUGAACUCAUACUCACUAUAAAUGACAUAAAGAGUUCUAUACAGUUUUCUGAGGCAUGUCUCCGGGCAGUCACUGGCCCAGGAAGUUUUUGUCGGCUGACCAAGUUCGGAGGUGAAUUGACAGAGGUCGGGAUGCAGCUUCUUCCUGAAAGUCUGGAGGAGCUGAACACCAAGUCUGACGCGGAGGGAGUGCGGGCUCUAGUGCCGAGGCUCCAGCACCUACAGAGGCUUCAGACCUUAGACUUCAAGGGCCAGCUGACAGCCGCCGAGGUGAGCCUUCUGCCCGCGCCCUGAGGAAGCUGAGCGUGGAGACGGACGCGGAAGGCUUCCGGGCAUUAGCAGCGAGACUUCCUCGCCUGGAGAAGCUGCAGGAAUUAGAGUUCGAGGGUCACCUGACAGAAGCAGAGAUGCCCCUCCUGCCCGAGGUGCUCUUCUCGCUCAGGGUCCGGACAGACGCCGCGGGUCUCCGGGCUCUGGCAAGGAGACUUCCCCGCUUGACGAAGCUCACCUCCCUAAAUGUAAGGCUGCUGGACUGUCCUCCGGCUGACUCUCUGAGCGCCCUUCCCUGUGAGGCGCCGUUCCUGACUCUGGACCUCCGGCAUGUCACGCCCCCUUCCUGGGAGUGGGUGUGUGAUGCUGUACAGCAAGUCUUCCUUGGAAGGAAUUCAGAAUAUUCUGUACACCUCCCCAGUGAAUACGACGAGCUUCAGACACAGCGCAUCGGGCAGGAGCUCCGGGGCCGCGGCGCGACCCUCUCCUGCUGGCUACAGGUUCUGCGCGUGUUCUCGUUCCCGCUCGCCGUCCGGCCACGCCCGGCGAGUGACGCGUCGGGAGGAAAGGAGUCCGGGCGAGAGGGGUCGGACUGCGUUCGAAGCGCAUCAUGAAAAAGUGAUAAAUAAAAGUGAACCUAAUUUUUCCAGCGAAUUCUAAUGAAUGUAUUGGACAUUUCAUCGCUUACCGUUUCGCCAGGAAUGUUUUCUAAUAGACAUUUGUUUCCAGUACCUGUGCAUAUAAAUAGGAUAUCAGAUAAGAUACGUGUUUAUACAUAAACACACACACACACACACACACACACACACACACACACACAUAUAUAUAUAUAUAUAUAUAUAUAUAUAUAUUAUAUAUAUAUAUAUAUAUAUAUAUAUAUAUAUAUACCCCGCCCUGACACGCAUUGGUUCCGCCUAAGUGGGGCUGCACUCUCAUCUCCAUCUCUUUGCACUUUAUUUGCUGCUCAAUUAGAAUAAAUUGUAAGAAUUCC